GUUGCCUCAGGUUUCCCAUCCUCACCUCAGCAAGUCUCGGCUUCUUCUUGCAAAAGAAGCAAAAUAUUGAUUUGGGCCAUCACCUCCCUCUUUCUGGCCUAAUUGUCGUACUUACAACGCAUCACAAACCAACGACGAUCUGACCCAUCCUUUGAGUGAUCAGGAUCUGGGCCGGCCUCAUCACUAGGUACCUUAGCUGACCCACAGGAGCUUUGCCUCCUCCCUUUGGUUAACGCCUUUCUCCUUCUAAUUUUGCCCGUCUCACCCAGCCUUUCAGGAUCCCAUCCUGUCUAACCGCUGAAGCCGCGUUGCCUGCAUUUUUUUUUUUUUUGUUACUUACCGUACUCAUUAGCGGGAGUCGGCUCUCUUUGUUCUCAAUCCACUUCCGGCUUUCAGAUCAGGGUACGGCGGAAUCCAAGAACGUCUGCUCUGUUGUGUGACCACUUUUUUACACCUUCUCGUUUCCACUCGCACGCUCGUUACAAGCUCAGAUACCCAAGAUCAACACAUCGCAAUGGCGUAUAGAGGCGCUGGAGGGCCGGGAGGCGGCCGUGACUAUGAUGGUCACAACAUGCAAGACCUCAACCCUCACAGCCAGUAUUCCAACGUCCAACUACCUCCUGGACACGAGCAAGAGGACGAGGCACACAGGUCUCUUCUGACCCAAGGCACAACGCUCUACGAUCACGACCGACUCGGCGCCCACACUCCUCCAGUGCGGCCCGUCUCGGCCUACAGUCUUACAGAGUCGUACGCCCCGAACGCUCCUACCACCGUCCAUGGCUCUGCUGUCGGCGCUUCUCCCUCGCCAUUCCAGAAUGACUAUGGUGUUUCGUCGGGUUACCAGGGCGCAAUGGGCGGCCACCCGGACGACGGCUUCGGAAUUGGCGGAGCCCCCCAGGAAAGUCACCCUUACGAUCCCGAGGACAGCUGGGUGCAGCGCCAGAACCCCAACGCCGCUCCCCAGGGUGGCGGCCUGAAGCGUUAUGCCACCAGGAAGGUUAAGCUGGUGCAGGGCUCAGUCCUGAGCAUCGACUACAACGUUCCCAGUGCCAUCAGGAACGCCGUGCAGCCCAAGUAUCGUGAGCAGGAGGGCACAAACGAGGAGUUCAUCAAGAUGCGAUACACCGCAGCCACCUGUGAUCCCAACGACUUUACCCUGAAGAACGGUUACGAUUUGCGUCCCCGCAUGUAUAACAGGCACACGGAGCUUCUGAUCGCCAUCACCUACUACAACGAAGACAAGGUGCUGCUGUCUCGUACCCUGCACGGUGUCAUGCAGAACAUCAGGGACAUUGUGAACCUGAAGAAGUCGACCUUCUGGAACAAGGGCGGCCCGGCUUGGCAGAAGAUUGUUGUUUGCUUGGUUUUCGAUGGUAUCGAGAAGACCGACAAGAACGUCCUGGAUGUCCUCGCAACCAUUGGUAUCUACCAGGAUGGUGUCGUCAAGAAGGACGUUCACGGCCAGGAGACGGUGGCCCACAUUUUCGAGUACACUACUCAACUGUCUGUCACCCCGAGCCAGCAGCUCAUCCGGGCCCAGGACGACGGCCCGAACACUCUGCCGCCCGUCCAGUUCAUCUUCUGUCUCAAGGCAAAGAACAGCAAGAAGAUCAACUCUCACCGUUGGCUUUUCAACGCUUUCGGCCGUAUCCUGAACCCUGAAGUCUGCAUUCUUCUGGAUGCCGGUACUAAGCCCAGCUCAAGGUCUCUUCUCGGUCUCUGGGAGGGUUUCUACAACGACAAGGACCUUGGUGGUGCCUGUGGUGAAAUCCACGCUAUGUUAGGCAAGGGCGGCAGGAAGCUGCUCAACCCCCUCGUCGCCGUGCAGAACUUCGAGUACAAGAUCUCGAACAUUCUUGACAAGCCUCUGGAGAGUGCCUUCGGAUACGUUAGUGUGUUGCCCGGUGCUUUCUCGGCAUACCGCUUCCGUGCCAUCAUGGGACGUCCCUUGGAGCAAUACUUCCAUGGUGAUCACACACUGUCCAAGAUUUUGGGUAAGAAAGGUAUCGAAGGUAUGAACAUUUUCAAGAAGAACAUGUUCUUGGCCGAGGAUCGUAUUCUGUGCUUCGAGCUUGUCGCCAAGGCCGGCCAGAAAUGGCACUUGAGCUACAUCAAAGCUGCCAAGGGAGAGACCGAUGUUCCUGAAGGUGCAGCCGAGUUUAUCAGCCAGCGUCGUCGUUGGUUGAACGGUUCUUUUGCCGCCACCUUGUACUCCCUGAUGCACUUCGGAAGGAUGUACAAGAGCGGCCACAACAUCAUCCGCAUGUUUUUCUUCCACGUCCAGCUCAUCUACAACAUCCUCAACGUCAUCUUCACCUGGUUCUCUCUCGCAUCUUACUGGCUUACCACCACGGUCAUCAUGGAUCUCGUCGGAAACCCCCAAACUGGACAGAACGCUCGUGCAGGCUGGCCUUUUGGUAACACCGUAACGCCACUGUUCAACGCCGUUCUCAAGUACAUCUACCUGGCCUUUGUUAUCCUGCAGUUUAUUCUGGCCUUGGGUAACAGACCAAAGGGAUCCAAGUACACCUACGUCACCUCAUUCUUCGUAUUCUCGGUCAUCCAGGCUUAUAUCCUGGUUUUGUCUGGAUACCUGGUCGUCCAGGCCUUCCAGACACCUAUCGGCGACCAGAUUAAGACCGACACGGCUAAAGAUUUCAUGGAUAGUAUCUUCGGAAAGAGCGGAGCGGCCGGUGUCAUUUUGCUUGCCCUGAUCGCCAUCUACGGUAUCUACUUCAUCGCCUCGUUCAUGUACCUGGACCCGUGGCACAUGUUCCACUCGUUCCCCUACUACAUGCUGCUCAUGUCGACCUACAUCAACAUUCUCAUGGUGUACGCCUUCAACAACUGGCAUGAUGUUUCUUGGGGUACCAAAGGAUCCGAUAGUAAUGAAGCGUUACCUUCAGCCAAUAUUACGAAAGGCGAAAAGGACGAAGUGGUCGUGGAGGAAAUUGACAAGCCUCAGGAGGAUAUCGACAGCCAGUUCGAGGCAACUGUCCGCCGUGCUCUGGCACCUUACAAUGACGAGGAGAAGCCCGAGCCCAAGGAUCUCGAGGACUCUUACAAGUCUUUCCGUACUAUGCUGGUCGUUCUCUGGCUCUUCUCCAACUGUCUAUUGGCUGUUGCGAUUACUAGCGACAAUUUCGACACUCUGACAAAGAACCAAAACACGGCCAGAACUGCCUCUUUCUUCCAGUUCUUGCUGUUCUCGACCGCUUUCCUCUCUUUGAUCCGUUUCAUCGGAUUCCUCUGGUUCUUGGGCAAGACUGGUAUAAUGUGCUGCAUUGCCCGUCGCUAAGCGACAGCCGAGUACGAGAGAGUCGCGGCAACUUCACGACUUAUGACACAAGCAUGGUGAUAUUUCAUCAAGGUCGAGCACGAAGCUUGCAAAAGAUCGGAUCGCCCAUGUGUGCAUUUUCACACAUAAAACAACAGCCCCAUUGAACUACCGAGGGCCAGGAUAGUCCAGAAAUGUUUUGACACAAUAAUGACCAAGGCUUGAUGGGGAUGUAUCAAGAAAACAACAAAAAGGGGUUUCUGUACAUGAUUGUUUGGAUUCGUGCUGCUAAUUUCUUGACUCUUUUUCGCCUCGUGUGGCUUCUUGUCUUGUCUAUUUGUUAUAUGUGGAAGCCAGGAGGCGAUAGCCACAAAUCUACACACAGCCCGAUGUUCGCAUUUCAUUUCCCCCGAGGCCAAAUCACUGGAUGAAUGGUCAGCCAUGGUUUAGACGGGGGGAAAGAUUGGCACAAAGAAAUUACAUGGCGUUGGCCUUUUUUACGGCUUUAGUUGUAUUACAUGAAAGCUUUAGUGUUUUGAAUGAACUUAAUCUAUGACUA
Molecule: messenger RNA, 3839 nt
Organism: Pyricularia grisea
Lineage: Eukaryota; Fungi; Ascomycota; Sordariomycetes; Magnaporthales; Pyriculariaceae
Exons: 4
Coding region: 515-3301 (928 amino acids)
Cellular component (GO): cell periphery; cell septum
Molecular function (GO): chitin synthase activity
Source: RefSeq, a predicted model, not a curated record